GCAUUGACCUGCUCAAUUUGCGUAAGACUAAAAAACAGUCGCCGACUAUUGAAAUCGGUUUCCAAUAGCAUUAGGUUUUAUAAGCAAAUAAAUCCCAAGGUGAAUCAGAUAUAGCACGUCUCGAGGUGAAAGAACAUAUAUGUUAUUGUUGCGAAUCAAAAGCGUAGUAUUACCUAAAAAUAUCAAAGAUGCCAUACUCACAAAAAAUGGACACUGAAUCACGGGGAAGUUCUUUCUUCAAAGGAUUUGCUGCUAUAGCUGGUACUGUAGUUGCAUCAGUGGCAUUGCGAGGGGAACUAUUGCUAAUAGUUGCACACAUACUGAAACUUCUGGGACAUGUUCCAAAAGUGAACGACGAAAAUCUUCCCAUUCAAUCUAAAGAUGUCGCCAACGCAUCCAUUCUCAAUAACCAGUCGAGUGAAAUCGAACAAAAAGGGAUGUUCAAUAACUUCGGGUAUUACUGGAUGAUAUCUGUAGGGAUCUCCCUUGUUAGUUACUUUACAAUGUCUGGAUACUAUCAAUGGGCGUAUUAUAUCCGACAGAAGGACUGCCCGGAGAAGUGGAAAUGCCAGCCUGACAGGUGGUUGAGUGCGUACAAUGAAAAACAUGCUGUUGUCAUGGGUACCAUCAAUAUGUUUAUAGGGGGCACACAAUCAUCAAUCCUUGUGUGUUACAUCAUGAAUGGUAGAGAGACGGCGCUUUACUACACAUUGGGUCAGCAUGGCUGGUUGUGGGAGAUUGUUUCAGUUCCACUUCUCUUCCUGACCAUGGACAUGUUUUUGUUCUAUUCGCAUAAAACUCUCCAUCACCCUCUUCCAUAUAAGUAUAUCCACAAAUGGCACCACAGGUAUCACUCACCAACGGCAUUUUCAGCUCUAGCGAUGCACCCGAUUGAGAUGAUUAUGCACAGCACGGCAUUGGAGAGUCCGGCGUUCCUAAUCCCUACCCACGCAGGAACAUUUAUAUUCUGUCUCCUUUACGUGUAUUACUAUGGAAUAAUAUCACACUCGGGCAUUAUGAUUGAAUCUAUAUGGCCAUGGCAACCGCACUCAAUCUUCCAUGACGACCACCAUAAAUAUUUUCAUUGUAAUUUUGGAUUCAACACAAAAUUAUUCGACUGGCUUCAUGGAACAAUAAGAAGAACAGAUCGUCUUUAUACGGAAGACACGUUUGGAGGACAAGGCAAGAUACCAGUUGAAAAUUCGAAAGAAGACAAGAAAAGUGAAUAAUAAUAUUUGAUGCAAUGUAUAUUGCGCAGCAAAAAUAACUUUGAUAUGCCAAUGCAAUUUAGAGUUGAAUAUUUCAGUUCAACAUGAAUUUAUAAGUUUAGAACUGUAGAAUGGACAUUUUGAAAAAUUAAUUGUAUUUUGUGUGGCAAGGUUUAAUAUAGAUAUGUAUUUUAUACCAUGUAAAAGUAUUAAGCCUCCCUCAUCAACAUGAGACAGUUUAGAAUGGGAGAGAGGUCUAAAAUAUAUUCUUAUUGACAACGAACCGGUGAAUAUCUAGCGAUUUUUCAGAUCCCAGGAAUUUAGAAAACGAAUUUUUUGUCGUCCAUCUUAAAAUUUAUCAAUGUUGAAAUUAUGAAUAAAUCAGACUGAUGAUCUAAUAUAACAAUAAAAACAAAUAUUUCAUUCUGUUUUCGCUGAAUACCUGGCACAAGUUUAUAUUUCACUGAAACUCUAUAUCCUCAAAUUAUGAUACACCCAUUGCAUGUCCAUACUCGUUUCCCAGUUUGAUUUUCAAUCAUGAACACAUACCUUGGAAAUCCAAGAUGUUGCAUAAGAUCUGGAGUAGGCUAUAUUCUAAAAGGAACAUUUCUGUCGGGUGUAAUUGCAAUAAUAGAAUAGGAUAGUUUCUAAAUAGCAGAAAAAGCAAUGAAAUCUAGUGCUGCCAUCUUUUAU
Messenger RNA from Owenia fusiformis, 1901 nucleotides. NCBI's taxonomy places the organism in Eukaryota, Metazoa, Annelida, Polychaeta, Sabellida, Oweniidae. The record is from the annotation of a GenBank genome assembly.